AUGUCCCUUAUCCUGCGUCUAGUCGACAGCCCGAUCCGGAUGGCGCCAUGUUCACGCAAGGAGUCGCACGUGCUCAACUCCACCCGAACAGCCACAAUGAAGGUUGUCGCGGCUUACCUCCUCGCGCUUCUCGGAGGCAACGCGAGCCCCGCCGCUGCCGAUAUCAAGAGCAUUCUCUCGUCAGUUGGCGCUGAGGCCGAUGAUGACAGGAUAGACCUGCUGCUGAAGCAGCUGGAGGGCAAGGACAUCAACGAGGUCAUCGCGGCCGGCCGAGAGAAGUUCGCCGCGGUGCCCAGCGGUGGCGGAGUCGCCGUUGCCGCUUCAGGCGGUGGCGCUGCCGCUGCUGCUGCCCCCGCUGAGGAGAAGAAGGAGGAGAAGAAGGAGGAGGAGAAGGAAGAGUCUGACGACGAUAUGGGUUUCAGCCUGUUCGACUAA
Molecule: messenger RNA, 435 nt
Organism: Closterium sp. Yama58-4
Lineage: Eukaryota; Viridiplantae; Streptophyta; Zygnematophyceae; Desmidiales; Closteriaceae
Source: the annotation of a GenBank genome assembly